AUGCCACAUUUCCCCAAGGAUUCCGGAUUUGCGGUCAAAGAUGAAUCCAGCGUGCAAAACGCUGUCAAAGUCAAAAACCGUCGCAAGCGGUAUCUGGACUUACACCCAGAAUACUUCUCGGCGGGGCUUGAGCUAGCCGACCCGUUACUAUACGAUCGCCUCAUCCGCCGAUUUCAGACAGCGCAAGAAAGAGAGGCCGAGGGGCGAGCGAAGGGGUUCUCAGGUGUCUUAGAGACUGACCUCCUGCGGUCUGAAGCCAAGAUCGAUGCGAUCGCAAACCCGGAUCCCAACGCUAUGAUGAGCUACACUCGCGGCCCAGAUGGGGAGAUCCUCGCCGAGGACCGCGAUGAAAUACCCCCAAAUAAGGAGGAAGGCGAGCGGCUCUGGCGGUGGGAGAUGGGAUUGCGUUUCAUGCAGGGCAACGACCCUGAUUUUGAUUACAAGACCGUUGAUGAAAAUGACGACUACGAUGAUCACACAGAUGAGCAAGACCAGUAUUUCGAAGAUGAGGAGCCUGAAUGGGUGGUUGACGGCACCCACGAGGACGACGCUCGCCCGAAUCUUCAGGGUGAAACAGGCAUUCAGGAUUUCUAG
Molecule: messenger RNA, 594 nt
Organism: Penicillium egyptiacum
Lineage: Eukaryota; Fungi; Ascomycota; Eurotiomycetes; Eurotiales; Aspergillaceae
Source: the annotation of a GenBank genome assembly